AUGGGUUCUGUCUCUCCUAAUGUGGCCGAGCUUGAUGGCUCCAAUUUCAACAUCACCCGCUCCACCAAUCUGCGUGAUGUUCCUCUUCCUGGCUCUCCUGAGGAGAUGAGCCACUCCUACUGCACUGACCACAUGGUCACUGUGAGGUGGACUGUUAACAGCGGCUGGGAGACUCCCGAGGUCAAGCCCUAUCAGAACCUCAGCAUCCCGCCUACUGCGUCCGUCCUUCACUACGCCACCGAGUGCUUCGAGGGCAUGAAGGUGUACCGAGGCUACGACGGGAAGCUGCGCCUGUUCCGCCCUGACUGCAAUGGCGAGCGUCUUAACAGCAGUUCCCAGCGUUCUUCGCUGCCCGGAUUCAAGUACGACGAGGUGAAGAAGCUGGUUGCUAAGCUGAUGCAGGUUGACGGAUCCCGCUGGCUUCCCAAGGAGCGUCCCGGCUCUUUCCUUUACAUUCGCCCUACUGUCAUUGGUAACGGUCCUCACCUCGGUGUCCAGGUCCCCAAGGAGGCUCUGCUUUUCAUUAUUGCCGUUCCCUGGCCAGAUUUCACCAAGAUGAAGAAGGAGGGUGAGACUGAGCCCAAGAAGGGCCUGAAGCUCUUCGCCUCUACUCCCGACUCCGUCCGUGCCUGGCCCGGUGGCUUCGGCUCGGCCAAGCUCGGUGCCAACUAUGGUCCGUCUCUACAGGCCCACGGCAAGGCUCAGGCUCUGGGCUUCGACCAGAUCCUUUGGCUGUUCGGCGAGGACCGCCAGGUCACUGAGGCUGGUGCUAGCAACUUCUUCAUCAUCUGGCACAACGCCGACACUGGCCGUCUGGAGCUUGUUACCGCUCCUCUGGAGAACCAGCUCAUUCUGCCCGGUGUUACUCGCCGCAGUGUUCUGGAGCUGGUUCGUGAACGUCUGUCGAAGCAGGCCGUGGGCAGUCUGGAGCCUCUGCAGGUGGUGGAGCGCACUUUGACCAUCUCGGAGAUCGAGAAGGCUGCCCAGGAGGGCCGCAUUGUCGAGUCUUUCGUCUCUGGUACUGCUUACUUCAUUACCCCCGUUGCUAUGAUUCGCAACAAUGAUACCGAUAUUAACACUUUGGGCAAGAACGGCGAGCCUGCUGGCUAUGCUACCCAGAUCAAGUCCUGGUUGGAGGCCAUCAUGUUCGGCAAGGAGGAACACGAGUGGGCUUACGUCGUUGAGAAUGAGGAGAAAUAG
Penicillium atrosanguineum is the source of this 1200-nucleotide messenger RNA. Its product is annotated as branched-chain amino acid aminotransferase, cytosolic. The record is from RefSeq and is a predicted model, not a curated record. Gene Ontology annotation, biological process: L-leucine biosynthetic process; L-valine biosynthetic process. NCBI's taxonomy places the organism in Eukaryota, Fungi, Ascomycota, Eurotiomycetes, Eurotiales, Aspergillaceae. Gene Ontology annotation, cellular component: mitochondrion. The transcript has 3 exons. Bases 1 to 1200 code for a protein of 399 amino acids. Gene Ontology annotation, molecular function: branched-chain-amino-acid:2-oxoglutarate transaminase activity.